AUCAGAUUAAGUAGUUACCUUAUAAUACUUAUUAUAAUUAGUUAAGAUUCCGUCUUGUAGAUGUGAUGGUGUCACAAUGCAAGCGAGAUGAUCUGUUGUAACGCAUGCUGUGGGUAGGGAGGCGCGUUGCCCAAGCGCAGCGAGCGCCGAGUCUGGCAGAGGCUGCGCGCGCGCUCGCCCGACACCUCAACAUGUGGCGCCCCGUGUGGCUAGUGGCCAGUCUGUGUGCUGUGCGAGCCAGCGUCGUCGAUAUCAAUGACACGCAGUUCGCGUCGCUGCCGGCGCUGUACGCGCUGGACGAGUGGAGUCAGUGCCAGCGCGCAGGAGACGUGUACUGCAUGGUGGACGCCGCACUGUACGCCACACAACCCUCGCCCGCACUCAUGCUGCUGCAGGACUACUCAAAGCAGACUGUGAAGCACUACAACAGAACGCAGGUGCACCGCGGCGUGUGCGUCUCGCGCUGCGGAGAGCACAACGUCACCAGCGGCUGGUACGACGCGGCGCAGGCCUGCGUCAGCGCUGGAGUGGCUCAGUAUGGACUUGAGGCUGAAGUCCUGUCGGUGGACUGGUGCAUGUCGGCGGACUCCCCGCCGGCCAGCUCGGGGCCGGGGCGCUCGCUGGCGGUGCUGGUGACGGUGCUGGCCGCGCUCGCCUGCCUCGCCACCGCCGUGCAUGUGCUGGGAGACCGCUGCGCUAAGGCCGAGUGUAACAGAUAUCUGCUGGCGUUCUCCCUGAAGCGAAACUACGACAUCCUGACUUACGACAGGAGUAAGCCUCGGACGGACGACCGCAUGAAGGAUGUCGCCUGCAUCGAGGGGAUCAGGUUCCUGGGCAUGCAGUGCGUGAUCUUCUCUCACGUCAUGCUGAUCUACAUCUACUCGUACAUCGAUAACCCGCAGUUUGUUGAGAGGAUAUACGACAAGUUCGCGUGGCAGGCUGUGUUGAAUUCCCCACUGUGGCUGCAGGCCUUCUUCGCUAUGUCGGGCUUCCUGACCGCGUACGCCACGCUCCUGUCUUCCAAGACCAAACCAAUCACUUUUUUCAAGUGUCUCAUGUCCAUCGUAAACAGGUGGAUUAGACUGACCCCUCUGGCGGUGUUCGCGCUGUGGUUCACGGUAGCGUGGUUCCCACUGCUGGGCAGCGGGCCGCAGUGGUCGUGGCUCGUGACACGCGAGGCUCACGACUGCUCCGAGCGCUGGUGGUACCACGUGCUCUACGUGCACAACCAUCUGCCCACCGGCAAGUUCUGUAUGGGACACACCUGGUACCUAGCGGCGGACAUGCAGCUGCACGUGCUGGGCGUGUUCGUGCUGCUGCUGCUGCGGCGCUGGCGCGGCGCGGCGCUGCCGCUGCUACUGCUGCUGGUGACCGGCUCCGCGCUGGCCGCCGGCCUCGUGGUCUACUUCUACCAGCUCACACCCAUCGUCACUGCGCAGACACCCGAAGUCCUCCGCACCAUGUUCGCUGGCUCCCAGAUCCUGACGCUCCUGUACCUGCCCGCCUGGAUGAACCUGCCCGGGUACGUGGGCGGCAUGGGCACCGCCAUGAUCCUCUACUACAACAACAUCAAGCUUAAGGAUAGCAAGUGGUUCAACCUGUUGUUCCACUCAUCGCUGUUCCUGGGCUCGGCGGUGCUGCUGGCGGGCGCGGUGUUCCUGUCGGACUCGCCGCCGCCGCGCUGGGCCGCCGCACUCUACGCCGCACUCGACCGCACGCUCGUCGCCGUCUUCUUCUGCAUAUUCAUGCUGGGCUGCUUCUCUAGGUGUUGGUCGGCUGUCCGCGACGCGCUGGAGUGGCGCGGCUUCCACACGCUGGGGCGGCUCUCGUACUGCGUGUUCCUCAUCCACUUCAUCGUGCUGCGCAUCACGCUGGCCAGCAACACGCAGCUCGGACACGCCUCGCUACUCUCCAUGGCUUCCUUGCUAAUAACAUCAUCAGUGCUGAGCUACAUCGCGGCGGUGCCUCUGUGCCUGCUGGUGGAGCUGCCCCUCAUCCAGCUGUGGAAGGCGGUCACGGAGGGCGAGGGUCCGGAGCGGACUCCUCAGGACCAGCCCCCCGCCAAGCCCUUCGACCUAGUGGCGCAGAUCAGGCGGAGACAUGAGGCAGCAUAGUACUUGACUGUUUUAAUGGCUAAUGUUUUAGGGAUACGCAGGAUUUUAAGUAAAAGCUCGAUUGAAAAAAAUUUUUUGAGCAUGAUGAGUUAGAUAGACUUUUGUACAUCGAUCAAGAGCAAUGAGGGAAAAUGCUCCUAAAAGUCCUUAGUCCGUAGAUAUGAGCUGGUUUAAAUAUUUGCAUCGUCGAAUUUAAGGUGCAUGAUGAGAUUGUAACUAAUACAUGUAUGUAUAGGAUACGUAGAGUGUAGAAGAAACCUAGUCUUAUGUAAAAGUAUCGCUUCGUAACAGGAGGAUGAUGAAUCUUUAUUCUGAACAAGCGAAAUUAGUCCCUAAUAUUGAGUCCGAGACCCUAAUCCGAAAUUAUGCCCUAGCUAUGGUGCAGCAAAUUAAGAAACGAUAUCUGAUAGUCAUCGGAACACAGUUACCACUUAAGGUGUACCUGAAGUAAGAGUUAAUAUCUUAAGUUAAUAAUUAUAGACGUUACAAAUGUUUUUAUAUU
This is a messenger RNA of Trichoplusia ni (cabbage looper), 2616 nucleotides long. RefSeq names its product nose resistant to fluoxetine protein 6-like. The record is from RefSeq and is a predicted model, not a curated record. Gene Ontology annotation, molecular function: acyltransferase activity, transferring groups other than amino-acyl groups. The coding region runs from base 105 to 2114 and encodes 669 amino acids. The transcript has 13 exons. NCBI's taxonomy places the organism in Eukaryota, Metazoa, Arthropoda, Insecta, Lepidoptera, Noctuidae.